Molecule: messenger RNA, 1167 nt
Organism: Aricia agestis (brown argus)
Lineage: Eukaryota; Metazoa; Arthropoda; Insecta; Lepidoptera; Lycaenidae
Gene: holn1
Product: CD2 antigen cytoplasmic tail-binding protein 2 homolog
Exons: 3
Coding region: 158-1138 (326 amino acids)
Cellular component (GO): U5 snRNP
Molecular function (GO): protein binding
Source: RefSeq, a predicted model, not a curated record
AAUUUUUAGCAUUUUCGCGUUUUCAAUUUUUCAAUUAUUGUAAGUUUUUCGUCAUUCGUGUCUUAUUUAACCCCUCUAAUAAUUUCUGGAGUCAUCCAAUUUGGAAAUUGUAAGGGCUUUUCAACGUUUUGAAAAAAAAAUCUAUUCAUAGUAAAAAAUGGCCAAACGUUCAGCGUCCGUUGCUUUUGAAGCGGAUCCACCGUCGGUGUCCAAAGAGGGAAAGAAACAUUCUUUAGAUUCAGACGAAGAGGAUAGUGCCGCAGAAGAAGAAAAACAGAAUGUUCUUAAUGCUGAUGACAUAGAAGGCGAAGAAGAUGGAAUAGGGGGAAUGGAAGGUGAAAUUACUAUUACUCCUUUCAACAUGAAGGAAGAAUUAGAAGAAGGUCAUUUUGAUACACAAGGUCAUUACCAUUGGAAAAAGGAAAAAGAAAUCAGGGAUGGAUGGUUAGACAACAUAGACUGGGUAAAAGUGAAGGGUCGUCCUGAAGACAAAUAUAAAGUGCACAAGGAUAAUGAAACCUCCAACAUUUUAGAUGACACCGACAGUGAUUCUGAAGAAGAAGAGAAGUUUGACCUGAUAGCUAAUUACAAAGAAAUCCUCAAUCAUAUGAAACCUAAAGAGACUAUAGCAAAAUCUCUACAACGACUAGGAGCAAAAUCGAAAAUAUCCAGUGCUGAAAGAUGGAAAAGGAAAAAAGCAGGUAUUGUGGAUGAAGACAACAAAAUUGUUACCAGAAUUACUGAACUUGCAAAUCAGAUAUUAACUAAGCUAGGCAACAUGGAUGUGUACCAGGAAACCUAUGAACAAAUCACGAAAAUUAUUGACAAAGACAAAAACAAGAAUGGUGAUACAGAAUUAGAUAUGUACGCUGAUGACUUUGAUGUUAAAGAAAAGAUGAAUAUGACAAAUAGUGAGACAGCUGCUGGAACAAGUGAUGAUUACGAAAAACCGAAGGAGGUUCAGUGGGAGUUCAAGUGGGACCAAAACAGUGAUGAUAUAUCUGGUCCUCACUCCACACAACAGAUGCAUAAAUGGUCCACUGAUGGACACUUCAAAACUGGUGUUUGGGUGAGGAAACAUGGUGAAGACAGUCAGUUUUAUAGCUCAAGCAGAAUUGAUUUUGAACUGUAUAUUUAAUAAAAAAUAUUAUGUACUUGUUUACAUAA